Symbiodinium natans is the source of this 1101-nucleotide messenger RNA. The record is from the annotation of a GenBank genome assembly. Lineage: Eukaryota; Dinophyceae; Suessiales; Symbiodiniaceae.
AUGGCAGAGCUGGUCCUCGCCGCCAGCGACCAGGGGAUUCUUGGCAGCGAUCUCCGCUCGGGAGCGCUGGUGGCCCACCUCGAAGAUCCUGGCGGUGUCCAGGCAAAUGCCUUCGGCUGCAUCGAUCCAGGCUGCGAGCAUGUGUACGCCGUGCAGGCGAACAAGGCCCUUUGGCAAGUCUGGGACUGGAGCAAGCGACCCAGCUACCGAGCCAGCUUGCCCGAGAAGAUCACUGCCAUGGCCUUCAGCCCGGAUGCAUCUCUCUGCUUCGCAGGGGCCCUGUCCGGCACGCUCUACAUUUGGAUGAUGAGCACGGGGACACUCCUACGCUGCUGGCCGGCGCACUUCCGGGAGAUUACCCAAAUCCUGGUCUCAAGUGAUGGCGGCUUCCUCAUCACCGCAUCCGCAGACUCCGCCGUGCACGUGUACAACCUUGCAGAUGUCCUUUGCGAUGCUGGGGCCGCCAAGCCCUUCCACACGUGGUCCGGGCACUCACUGGCUGUCACAUCCUUGGCAUUUUUGGGUGGCACUAGCACUCCCCGCCAGAUUGUUGCCACAGGCAGCCUGGACAGAUCGGUCCGUCUUUGGGACGUAGGUACUGGGAAGCCCCUGCUUUCUCGCACCAUGCCAGCACAAGUUCACGGCCUCAGUGCUGGGUCCUCGGCAUCCGAACUCUUUGUGGCUUCGGGGAAUGGUGGACUUUGCAGUUUGGCCACCGCCAGCUUUUCGGCCGACAGCUGUGCUUACAUUGGCCACACGGGGGCAGUUCACAGCUGCGCAACGGCCGGCGACGGGAGCCGAGUCGCGUCAUGCAGCGAUGUAGAUCGUGUUCGGAUCUGGGAGACUCGCACUCGACAAUGCGUGGCACAACUGCAUGCGAGUCGAGACGUCAAGGUGUCAGCCGUUCGCAUCGUGCGGAAGUUGCCCCAGUUGCCCGGACUUCCGCCGUUCCAACCCUUCCAGCGUAUGCUCGUCGCGGCAGAAGAGGUGCCGUCUGUCUCAAGAUGCUUCUCUGGCCGGGAGUCCGCGCUGAAGCAGCGCAUGGGGCCCUACACGACGCUUCCAUGCAUUUGGCAGACAAACGCUCUCUUUGGACCCUAA